CGUGUGUGUGUGUGUGUUUGCGUGUGUGUUCAAGUGAUAAGAGCCGUUCGUGAGAGGGAGAUCGAGUUACGUAAAGCCCUCCCCGAUUUCCAGAGCAAAGCACACACAAACAUUUGAAAUGGAAGUGCCGCCGCCUUUGGUCCUCAAGCGUCCGCUAUAUGUCCCCAGCAAGACGCUGAUGGGGCCAGGACCCUCGAAUUGCUCCCAUCGAGUGCUGGAGGCCAUGAGCAAUCCGGUCCUGGGCCACAUGCAUCCGGAAUGCUUGCAGAUUAUGGACGAGGUUAAGGAGGGCAUCAAGUACAUCUUCCAGACACUAAACGAUGCCACCAUGUGCAUCAGCGGGGCUGGCCAUGCCGGCAUGGAGGCGUCACUCUGCAAUCUGAUCGAGGACGGGGACGUUGUGCUCUUGGGCGUCACCGGCGUCUGGGGACAUCGGGCCGCAGACAUGGCCCGACGGUAUGGCGCCGAUGUGCGCUACGUGGAGGCCAGCUUUGGGCGCGCCCUAAGCCAGGAGGAGAUCAAGUUCGCCUUCGAGACACACCGGCCGCGCGUCUUCUUUGUUGCCCAGGGCGACUCGUCGACGGGCAUCAUUCAGCAGAAUAUCCGCGAGCUCGGCGAGCUGUGCCGACAGUUCGACUGCUUCCUGGUGGUGGACACUGUGGCCUCGCUGGGCGGCACCGAGUUCCUAAUGGACGAGUGGAAGGUGGAUGUGGUGUACACGGGCUCGCAGAAGUCGCUCGGCGGCCCAGCCGGCCUCACGCCCAUCUCCUUCAGCAAGCGCGCCCUCACACACAUCAAGCAGCGCAAGAGCAAGCCAAAGGUGUACUACUUCGACAUCCUGCUCAUCGGCCAGUACUGGGGCUGCUACGGCACGCCGCGCAUCUACCAUCACACCAUUUCGUCCACGCUGCUGUACGGACUGCGGGAGGCUCUCGCGCACUUCUGUGCCGUGGGACUGAAGGCGGUGGUGCGACGCCACCAGGAGUGCUCGCGUCGCCUGCAGCUGGGCAUCGAGGAGCUCGGCCUCGAGAUGUUUGUGCAGCGCGAGGACGAGCGCCUGCCCACCGUCAAUACCAUCAAAGUGCCGUUCGGCGUCGACUGGAAGAAAGUGGCAGAGUACGCCAUGCGCAAAUAUAGCGUGGAGAUCAGCGGCGGCCUGGGGCCCACUGUGGAGCACGUCUUUCGCAUUGGCCUCAUGGGCGAAAAUGCCACAGUGGAGCGCGUGGACAUGGUCCUCAGCAUUCUGCACGAGGCCAUUCAGAGCAUCAAGCUGCGGGCUGUUAAGGCGGAACGUUCCAAAAUAUGAUUCCCUUCCCCAUUAGUUGUAAUUGUUCCUAUAAAUAAAAUAUCCCUAAAAA
Molecule: messenger RNA, 1358 nt
Organism: Drosophila subobscura
Lineage: Eukaryota; Metazoa; Arthropoda; Insecta; Diptera; Drosophilidae
Product: serine--pyruvate aminotransferase, mitochondrial-like
Exons: 3
Coding region: 119-1306 (395 amino acids)
Cellular component (GO): peroxisome
Molecular function (GO): L-alanine:glyoxylate transaminase activity; L-serine:pyruvate transaminase activity
Source: RefSeq, a predicted model, not a curated record